Blastocystis hominis is the source of this 1539-nucleotide messenger RNA. RefSeq lists its product as hypothetical. Bases 1 to 1539 code for a protein of 512 amino acids. The transcript has 3 exons. Lineage: Eukaryota; Bigyra; Opalinata; Blastocystidae. The record is from RefSeq and is a predicted model, not a curated record.
AUGUUGACAUCCUUUUUCAGUGACUGUGGCGUGCUCUGCUCAUUCGAUGUCUUCUCCAAUCGCAAGCUGCUUUGUAAAAUGAUCAACGGAUGCUUCUAUGAUAUUAUUUUCGUACCUCGCGACCUUCUCGAGUCCGAUGAGUUCAUCAGCGCAUUUCCCUAUCACCCGCAACAGUGUCCCAUUGUUCUCUACGUGUACGUUUUCUCCUCCCUCAAUUACCCUCAGCAAACGCCCCACUCGCCACGCGAAGCCCUUCAGUACGUGUGUUCUUCUCCUCUCAUUGCAGACUCGUUUUCGCUUCCCUUCCUGCCUCCAAAGUGUCCCUCGACCUUCGUUGGACCCUACCCGAUCAGUGCCGAAGUGGUCUUCCCCUUCACCAUUCUGGACGUCGCGUACAUCAUUCUCCAGCACGUCUUUCUCCCCGUCUUUUCCCAAUUCGACAUGGACGCCGUCGUUCUCGAGUCCAAAUUCCUCUUCAUGAAGCAGAUGGUUCUCUCCGGAGCGGACAAGCCCGACGCUCCCUCCUCCUCUCCAGUGGUCAUUCCCGUGCUUCCUCGUCGCUCCUCGGCCCUUCCUCGGCCCUCCACAAGCGACCCUCCCCCCGUCGACCCUCCCCACGACGAUCGCGCCUCCUCCUUUCUCUCCGAGUCCCUCCUCCCUUCGCUCCCCUCCCAUCCCUACUACCCCGACAUCGUCGACCCUUCGCUCGGCGCCUCCUCCGACUUCUCCCCGCUCCUCGGCCUCGACCUCUUCGCCCUCCCGCCCGCCUUCGAUCGCGACACGCUCUGCUCCGCCUGGCGCGCCGACUGGGAGGACCGCCCGCUGCCUUCGCCCUCCCCGACCGACCGCGACGUGCCUCCUCCGCUCGACCGCUCCGUGCUCCUGGUGCGCUCCGGGAAGGGCGUGGAGGUCUCGGGAGACUCGCAGCGCGCGGUGAACCUCAACCUCACCCUGCCCUGCCAGCUCAUCGAGCCGCGCGCGCCCUCCAAUCCCAGCGAGGUGUGCUUCUACGUGGGGAACCAGCUCGUGGACGCGUCCCCGGUCGACGGCUUGCUGCGGUCCAGACAGGUGCGGCCCGCAGAGAAGAGGGACCGCACGGAGAUCCCGCAGUACGAGUUCUCGCUGGAGGAAAAGGCGCUGAAGAGGCUGUGCGCGCGGUUCUACACGCUGCCGUCCAACGCGAUGAUUCCUACGGGGAUGCUGGUCACUCACACCGAGAAAAGGGGAAACGUGGAAACUGAGGAGGGUGAGGAACGACAGAAUGGAGAAAUGGAGAGAGAGAGGGAGAAAGAAAAAGAGAGAGAGAAGGAAAAAGAGAGAGAAAAUGGGAAGGGAAAAGGAAAGGAGAAAGGAAAAGGAAAAGGGAAGGGAAAAGAGAAGACGGGAAUGUCCAAAGAAGAAAAGAAACGACUGCAUGAUUCGCUCUCGGUGUUGUUCCACAGUCUGUUCGAUAAUUGUAGCUACUUCUUCCCCGAAUUUGAUAAUAUUAUUGGGUUUAAAACGCUCGCUCGAUCGCUUUAUGAAGGAUACAACAAAUGA